AGGGAGGGGUUCUGUGGGGUGGAAUUUGAGAUGCAGGGGGUGACGGUAGUUCUCGAUGCCCGGGCUUGGUGCCAGGGUUAAAUUCACGUCUUCUGUCUACAGUGGCCGGUUUUAAUGAAGCGGUUAGGCCUUUUCCCGGUUUCUUUCAUGAACAAGGUCCGUUUUGCAUCGGGGUCGUGUUUUUAUUGGCCGUAUCCCCCUUUUAUUUUGGUCCGUGCCUCCUUUCUUUGUCUAUAAGGGGGAGAAGGUUGGAUUUUCUCGUAUUGUGCCCAGGUGCCCCACCUUCCACAUGAUACGCGGUGGAAGGGAGUAGUGGGACGGCAUUGUCUCGCGUCGCGUCUUGCAGUGCAGCGCGUACCACCAUGCUGUACCAGCCGUACUAUUCUCUCUUCCACCCUCCUCCGGUGAUGUACCGGUACCGUGGCCAGUACUCGACGUCGGACGUCGCAUCGGCGAGGGUGAGGGCCCUCGGCCUGGGAAAGUCGCCUGGGGCCCACCUCGUCGAGAAGUUCACCAUACGUGACAAGAAGGAGGAUUUUAUUCGCGGAGGUGGGACCGGGACCGGGAACGGGCGGCCGGCCAGGUUUAUAAAUACGAGCCGGGAUACGGGCGGGGAUGAGGAGGACUCAGUCGUCGUCCGAGGCUGCGUUGCGAACCGCGAGUGCCGUGGAAGUGAGGACGGAGCGGAACGUGACGGAGCCACACCGCCCGCGACCGACGAGGACGACGACAAGGCAGACCUCGGACAGGACGAAACAAAACAAAUCGAGAAAGACAGUGACAGGCAAAAAAGUUCAACAUGGGAAGAGCCGUCCGGAACCAAAGAAGUCGAAGAACCUCAUAAGAAACCUGACUCAGAAUCGAAAGAAAUCGAAGAAGUUGACAUAAAGCUUAGGACUUGUUUGACCAAGAAAAAAGACGAAUGUAAAAUAUUACCGGAUAAGCCAGAAGAUAAUCCUAACGAAGAUUCACCUAAGACAAAUAUAGAACCCACGGUACCAUCAGAUAAGCCGAGUAAGCAAGAAGAUAAGCCUAAAUCUGAUUUACCUAAGACAAAGGUAGAACCUAAAGGAUUACCGGAUAAAUCUGAAGAUAAGCCUCAACCGGAUUUAACAAAGGAAAAGGUAGAACUCAAGGGAUUAUCGGGUAAGCAAGAAGAUAAGCCUAAACCUCAUUUACCUGAGACAAAGGUUGAGCACAAGGGAUUACCGGGAAAACCUGAGGGUAAGCUUAAACCGUAUUUACCUAAGAGAAAGGUAAAACCUAAAGGAUUACCAGGCAAAGAAGAAGAUAGCCCGAAGUCUGAUUUAUCUAAGACAAAAGAUGAAGCUAAAGGAUUGACGGAUAUAGCAGUUGAUAAUCCUAUACCGGAUUUACCUAAGACAAAGGGUGAAACCAAUAGAUUAACCGGUAAACCGGAGGAUAAUCCUAUUCCGGAUUUACUUAAUACAAAGGAGUACAAGAUACCCAAGGGAUUAUCAAAUAAACCUGAGGAUAAGCCUGAUUCACCUAAGAUAAAGGUCAGACCAAAAGAACUGCCGGACAGACCUGAGUAUAAGCUUAAACCUGAUUUUCCUAAGACAAAAGAAGAAAGAAACGGAUUAUUUGGCAAAAAAGAAGAUGAGCUUAAGCGGGAUUUAACGGAAACAAAGGAAGAGGGAAAAGGAUUAUUUGGCAAAAAGGAAGAUAGGCCCAAGCAAGAUUUACCUAACAUAAAAUUAGAACCUAAAGGAUUACGAGGCAAACAAGAAAAUACUCCUAAACCGGAUUUACCACAGCCAAAGUUAGAACCCAAGGGAUUAUCGUGGAAACAAGGAGAUAAGGCUAAACCUGAUUUACCUAAGACAAAGGUAGAACCUAAAGGAUUACCGGAUAAAUCUGAAGAUAAGCCUAAAUCUGAUUUACCAAAGCCAAAGGUAGAACCUAAAGGAUUACCGGAUAAAUCUGAAGAUAAGCCUAAAUCUGAUUUACCAAAGCCAAAGGUAGAACACAAGGGUUUAUCGGGUAAGCAAGAAGAUAAGCCUAAACCUGAUUUACCUAAAACAAAGGGAGAACCUAAAGGAUUACCGGAUUUACCAAAGCCAAAGGUAGAACCCAAGGGAUUAUCGGGUAAGCAAGAAGACAAUCCUAACCCAGAUUUACCUAAGACAAAGGUAGAACCUAAAGGAUUACCGGAUAAAUCUGAAGAUAAGUCUAAACCUGAUUUACCAAAGCCAAAGAUAGUACUCAAGGGAUUAUCGGGUAAACAACAAGAUAAGCCAAAACCGGAUUUAUCUGAAUCAAAGUUAAAACACAAAGGAUUAUCAGGCACACAAGAAAAUAAACCUAAAGAGGAUUUAGCAAAGCCAAAAGUAGAACUCAAGGGAUUAACGGAUAAACAAGAAUACAAGCCUAAAUCUGAUUUAUUUAAGACAAAGAUAGAACCCAAGGGAUUAUCGAGUAAACAAGAAGAUAAGCCUAAACCUGAUUUACUUAAGGCAAAGGAAGAACCUAAAGGAUUACCGGAUAAAUCUGAAGAUAAGUCUAAACCGGGUUUAUCUGACGCAAAGUUAAAACCUAAAGGAUUAUCAGGCACACAAGAAGAUAAACCUAAAGAGGAUUUACCAAAGCCAAAGGUAGAACUCAAGGGAUUAACGGGUAAACAAGAAGAUAAGCCUAAAUCUGCUUUACCGAAGACAAAGGUAGAACUUAACGGAUUAUCGGAUAAACCUGAAGAUAAGCCUAAAUUGAAUUUAUCUAAGAUCGAGGUCGAACCUAAAGGAUUACUAGAUAAACCUAAAUCGUAUUUACCUAAUACAAAGGUAGAACCUAAAGGAUUAUUGGGUAAACAAGAAGAUAGAGUCACUAAACCUGAUUUACCUAAGACAGAAGGCGAAACCAAAGUAUUACCUGAUAAACCUGAAAAUAAACCUAAACCGGCAGAAUCGAAGGUCGAUCAGCUCAAGAUAAAAGAAGGAUCUAAAGGAUUAUUGGGCAAAGAAGAAGGUAAGGAUAAACCGGAUUUGUCCAAUACAAAGAAAGGGGAAGAACUUAACGGAUUAGUUAGUAAACCAAAGAAAAAACCUGAAUUUGGUUUAUCUCUGAAGAAAGAGGAAGUUGGAAGUCUUUCGGAUAAAGACCCUCUUGGUCACCUGGGCAACGAAGGAUUCAGGCCGAAACUUUUCAAGUGCACCACGCACGAGGACCUGACGGACCCGAGCAAGUACGACUCGGACGCCAACAACAACGACUGGGAAGAAGUCGAGGUAGAAGAGUACGACAUGGAGGCCGAGGCAGUCGUCAAGAAGAAGAAGGUGAUCGUGAAGAAGACCGGAACUCAGGUCAAGGUGACACCCCUCGAGGCGAAACCACCCAAAGGAGGCGAGAUGGAAGUCUCGAUACCGGGCGAGCUGAUGAGGCAGAUAUCGAAGAAACGUCUCAGCCUCGUCGACGAAGACCUCUGCCGUCUCGUCGAACGCAAGACGUCCAUAACAGACGAAAUAAUCGUCGAAGAAGCCGCACAUCUCGAUUCGAUGAUCCGGGUGGAGUUGCUCGACAGGAGGAAAUCGAGCCUGGGAUUCCCGGCAAUACCUGAGGAGGUUAAAGAAGAAGAGAAGAAGGAAACUACGGCACAUCCGGUUCAAGAUGGCAGGAGAGCCGCUUGGAAACGUUCCAUCAAGACACUAGGCGGAUUCUACAAGCCCCAGGUCCAAGAAGAUUCUUCAUCUUCAGAAGACGAAGAAUGCGACGUCAACUGCCACCGGAAGUGCCAGCUGCUCAUGCCGAACCUGUGCGGUGUGAAUCAGAAGCUGAUGGCCGAGGCUUUGUCCCGGCUACAGCUGAAAGGGAGGGCGUCGACGACGAGCGAACAGAACGCAAAUUCGUCAGAGUGCAGCGACUCGUCGGAAUCGACAGCAGCUGGGAGGGUCUCGCCUCCUGCCAAGACACUCCCGAGGUUCAGGUCCUACUCGAUCAACGACUUCCAGUUCUUGAAGGUCCUGGGCAAAGGUAGCUUUGGAAAAGUGCUUCUCGCCGAGUUGAAAGGCUCCGAGUGCUAUUAUGCCGUAAAGUGCCUCAAGAAGGACGUCGUACUGGAAGACGACGACGUCGAGUGCACACUGAUCGAGAGGAAGGUGCUCGCCCUCGCGACGGGUCAUCCGUACUUCUCGCACCUUUUCUGUACAUUCCAAACCGAGUCACACCUUUUCUUCGUCAUGGAGUACCUGAACGGUGGUGACCUCAUGUUCCACAUCCAGCAGAGCGGACGGUUCGACGAAGGCAGAGCGAGGUUCUACGCGGCCGAGAUCGUCUCAGGCCUUUCUUUCCUCCACAAAUGGGGGAUCGUAUAUAGGGACCUGAAAUUAGACAACGUCCUACUUGAUUUCGACGGGCACGUCAGGAUAGCAGAUUUCGGCAUGUGCAAGCUCCAGAUCUACCUCGACAAGACGACAGACACGUUCUGCGGCACUCCAGACUAUAUGGCACCGGAGGUAAUCAAAGGUCUCAAGUACAAUCAGUGCGCCGACUGGUGGUCCUUCGGAAUUCUUCUGUACGAGAUGCUAGUUGGUCAGAGCCCGUUCUCGGGGUGCGACGAGGACGACCUGUUCUGGUCGAUAUGCAAUACGAGGCCGCACAUGCCUAGCUAUCUAUCGGCCCCGGCUAAAUCGAUACUGUCGGAUCUGAUGCAGAAGAACUGGACAAAGCGUCUCGGCUCGUCUGAGAACGGCGCCGCGGACGUGAUGAACCACGCGUUCUUCGACGGUUUCAAGUGGCCCCUCCUAGAGAGGAAGUUGCUCGACCCUCCUUUCAAACCGACCGUGAAACAUCCCCUGGACACGAAGUACUUCGACAAGGUGUUCACGUCGGAGAAGCCGGUCCUCACCCCGGUAGACAAGACGAUACUUGAAUCCAUGGAUCAGACCCAGUUCCAGGGGUUCAGCUACACCAACCCGAACGCGACGGAAUGAGACUCUCUCGGUUAUUCUAACAUUUUCCUUUUCUUUUUGUUUCAAACUUACAAAUGGAAAAUUUGACUUAAAAAGUUCCUAAUAAGAUAUUUUUAUAACGAUUAUAAAGAUUUCAACUUGGCAACCCCCCCCCCCUUCAACAUUUGUCUAGCUUUUUAAAAUUUUUAACAUAUUUUUAACAACUAAUACAAUUCAUAGACAAUAGACAAAGAUUGGGUGCCUGGGGAAUCACGUACAAAUACAUAAAGAAAAACGACGAACAAUGUUCGACUGUUUCUCGGGAAGGCUCUUGCAGCACCCUGUACAUCUUAUAGUGCAUGUGCACCGUAUCAUUUGACGGACUAAAAACAGCUUGUGCCUUUUUUAGAUAAAUAAUAUUUAUAUAUGUAUGUAUUUUUGUAAGUUUAAGCUGGCUGGAUCCACCCACGUUGCAGCACCCUGUAUACGGUGUCGUGGUAUGACACCUAUUAGACGUGCCGAAAACGGACGCGAACCUUUCCUUUUCAACGGUCGCAUGGGUCACGCACUCUACCGCAAGCACACAAACCUUCCACUGAGAUGGCAUAACCUUAAAGUUGUACAAUAGAGAGACAAUAUAUCUUCAACGGUUGGUUACAUAGUUUGCCCACACUCAUCCGCACUCACAGAUUCACGCAAAUAUAACCUACCGCUGAAAUGGUAUAGCCUAAACGUUGUACCAGACUAGUGAGACGUAUCUCUAAGUUUCAGAUGGUUGUGACUUAGUAUGUUGGUUUUCAAAAACACACACACUAACACGCACGCACAGUCACGCAAACAAACACGAGCUGACUUCUGCGAUGGCAUAACCUCAAAGUUGUACCAAACAGUGGAGUUGUAUCUUCAAGUUUUCAGGUGGUUGUUGCUUGGUUUGUUGGCUUUCAAAAGCAUACACUUAAACACGCAUUCAUAGUCACGCAAGCACGCAACUACAAGCUGAUUACUGAGAUGGCAUAACCUAAAAAUUGUAACAAACCAUGAGUCGUAUCUUCAAGUUUUCAGGUGGACGUUACUGGUUUUGUUUGUUUUCAAAACCACAACACAAACACGCAUGUAACAAUCACGCAAGCACGCAACUAAAAGUUGAUUACAGAGGUGGCAUAACCUAAAAAUUGUACCAAACCAUGAGUCGUAUCAUCAAGUUUUCAGGUGGUCGUUACUGGUUUUGUUUGUUUUCAAAACCACAACACAAACACGCACACACUGUCACGCAAGCAACCAAAUACCACCUACUACGGAGAUGGCCGAAACUAAAAGUUGCAAAAUUGGCCGACAACAUGUCUUCAAGUCUCAGCGGUUGGUUACUUGCUAUGCCCACUUACACACGUACAUAUGCAUGCAAAAACGAAAAACCUCCCAUUUAAUAAAUUCUAUACAGGGUGCUUCAAAUACUAUGCCUUAGAUAUUCGUAUUGCCUUAUAUAUUUGGUUUUUAUCGUAACCAUUUUUAUACAGGGUGUAAUUUAUAAAAAAAUUAACAAAAAAAAUACUUAAAAAAAUAAUAAUGUAAAAACUGUGUUAUAUCGUGUAUAUUGUACGCUGUAAAUAUGUUUAUUUAUUUUUAAUGUUAUCUCCUCCUUUUCGUUUUGUAUUUUUUCUUUUCAACUUUACAUUAUAUGUAUAUUGUACGUUUUUGCGAUUGUCAACCCUGUUAGUUCUUUUUUUCACCCCAACCUCUUAUGGUGUUAGAUUUUGGGCGAUUUUAUAUUCUUAAUUUAAAACUUAUCUUUUUUUCUAAUUGUAACACUGUAUAUAAUAGAAAAUAGAUUAUUGUCUAAAUC
Molecule: messenger RNA, 6744 nt
Organism: Cimex lectularius (bed bug)
Lineage: Eukaryota; Metazoa; Arthropoda; Insecta; Hemiptera; Cimicidae
Product: protein piccolo-like
Exons: 10
Coding region: 363-4946 (1527 amino acids)
Biological process (GO): peptidyl-serine phosphorylation; intracellular signal transduction
Molecular function (GO): protein serine/threonine kinase activity; ATP binding
Source: RefSeq, a predicted model, not a curated record